This is a messenger RNA of Encephalitozoon romaleae SJ-2008, 657 nucleotides long. RefSeq names its product hemolysin-III-like protein. Gene Ontology annotation, cellular component: membrane. The coding region runs from base 1 to 657 and encodes 218 amino acids. NCBI's taxonomy places the organism in Eukaryota, Fungi, Microsporidia, Unikaryonidae. The record is from RefSeq and is a predicted model, not a curated record. The transcript has a single exon.
AUGUCAGAGCAGAAACCUAUACUUCGCGGAAGAAUCCACCAGGUUGCUUUCUACCUUACUAUCGCAAAGACUUUUAUGUAUGCCAUUUGCUGCAUUCAUAGAAAGGGAAACUUUGGAAUAAUGAUAUAUCUUAUGUCUCAAUUGGUAUUAUUUGGAGUAAGCAGUACAUAUCAUGUCACAUCAUGGAAGGACGAAAAGACAAAGUCUCUUUUUCAGAGGUUAGAUCACAUCUCCAUAUUCCUUCUUAUAUCGGGCACACAAACAUCCGUGAUUCUUAACCUAGUUCCAACAGGAAUGUAUACAAAAUAUAUUCUAAUGAUGACCUGGACAAUAUCACUAGCAGGGAUUCUUAAGAUUAUACUUAUGAAAAAGCUGCAUAUGCACUUUGAUCUUAUGGUCUACAUACUUCAUGGCGUGUCUAUCGUUCCGUUCUUCCGUAUCAUCAUGAAUAGUAUUCCGAUAAGUGACCUUUCUCUUUUUAUAUUAGGCGGUGCUAUAUACAUAAUUGGAGGGCUUAUAUAUGGGAUGGAAAGACCAAACCCAUAUCCUCAAGUCUUUGGAUAUCACGAAAUAUUUCAUGUGAUGACUGUAUUAGCUAAUUGGUGUUUUCUUGUCCCUUUGCUAAAGGGUUACAUUUCUACUCUAUCUGGAAAAUAA